Molecule: messenger RNA, 1063 nt
Organism: Erythranthe guttata (spotted monkey flower)
Lineage: Eukaryota; Viridiplantae; Streptophyta; Magnoliopsida; Lamiales; Phrymaceae
Product: transcription factor SRM1
Molecular function (GO): DNA binding
Source: RefSeq, a predicted model, not a curated record
UAUAUAUAUCCCUAUAACCCCUCAAGUAAUCCCCCUAAAUUCUCUUCUCCUGAACAGAAAAAAAGAGAAAAAAUCCAACAUAAAUUCAUCAGCAAAACCUCUUUGAAACCAAAAACUCCAAAAUUAUUAUAUGAAAUUUUAUCCAAGUAUGUACAGUAUCGAUGCUAAUUACGCCGCCGCCGCAGCGCCGUCGUGGACCAGGGAGGAGGACAAAAUCUUCGAGAGAGCUCUGGUGGAAAUUCCCGACGGAGUAAACGACCGGUGGCGGAGAAUCGCUCAUUUUCUUCCGGCAAAGUCGCCGGAGGAGGUGAAGGACCACUACGAUGAUCUGCUGGAUGAUAUUCACCGGAUUGACUCGGGCCUUGUUGAGCUGCCGUGUUAUUCGGAUGACUCGGCUUCGCUCGGGUCGGGUAUGCCGGGUCAGAUCUCUUUCGGGUCACCGUCGUCUGGGAAUCGGAGCCGACACUCUGAAGUUGAUAGAAAGAAAGGCACCCCUUGGACCGAAGAUGAACACAGGUUGUUUUUAGAAGGGCUACACAAAUACGGGAAGGGUGACUGGAGGAGCAUCUCGAGGAAUGUGGUAGUUACACGAACUCCAACGCAGGUGGCUAGUCAUGCUCAAAAGUAUUUUCUCCGACAAAAUUCGGGCAAAAAGGAGAGGAAAAGAUCGAGCAUUCAUGAUAUUACGACUGUGACCGAUACGUUGACAGUGCCUGUAGCUCCGAAUCUCCAUAAUCAAGACGGGUUUCAAGAUUUUGGUUUUCACAUGCCUUAGAUGAAAGACUUUAGGAAAUUUGGAUUAAUUCUGUUUUUGUGUAUAUAUUUUAAAAAUAUAUAGUUUAGCUUCCUGGAUGGAUGUAGUAGCAGGUGAAUUUGUAAAUUCACAUUUAAUUUAGGGAGUUUGGUAGGGUUUUUUUUUUUUUUUUUUCUUCAGUUGCUUAGGUUUUUUUAGGUGUAAAUUCUAUCUUAGUUCUAGUUUGGGUAAAAUAUUGGUUGGUUGGUUGGUGUUAUGAUAUUAUUCUUUUGUUGGAGUUAAUUAUCUGCCUAGCUCAUAUUUUCUUUA